This is a messenger RNA of Hyposmocoma kahamanoa, 1189 nucleotides long. RefSeq names its product p21-activated protein kinase-interacting protein 1-like. Lineage: Eukaryota; Metazoa; Arthropoda; Insecta; Lepidoptera; Cosmopterigidae. The record is from RefSeq and is a predicted model, not a curated record. The annotation marks the transcript as partial. The transcript has 3 exons. Gene Ontology annotation, molecular function: protein binding.
ACGGCUACAGCACGUGUAUAAAUUAGAAUAUUAGAUUUAAUAUCUUUGUAUAAAAAUAAUGGAUGAGCUAGUAGUAGGCACAUACGAAGGAUUUUUACUUGGAUACUCUGUCUAUUCUGAAAAUACGGACAAGAAAUUAAAGCAAACCUUCGCUACUCAGUCACACACGGCGGCAGUGCGAUGUGUGUCUGCUGUUGGAAAAUAUAUGGCAUCAGGAGGAACUGACGACAAAGUUGUGGUGAUUGACUUGAAGACUCGGAAGGAACACACAGUGCUUAUGAAUCAUGACGGCACAAUAAACGCUGUCGCCUUUACUCACAGCGGUACACACCUUUUAACAGGGAGUGACGAUGGAUCAAUCAUUGUUACAAGAACUGGCAACUGGCAGAUUGAGAAAAAGUGGAAGAAAGCACAUGGAGGUCAACCAGUUAUAGCCCUUGCAGUUCAUCCUUCAGACAAACUAGCUCUGAGCAUUGGAGGUGAUAAAACACUUAGGACUUGGAAUCUUAUCAAAGGUCGUCCAGCAUUCACCAUUAACUUAGCUAGCAAAGGUGUAACAAUGCCUACUGAAAUCAUGUUCUCACCUGGAGGAGAUCGAUUUUCUCUAGUUUCACAACAAACAGUUGAUGUUUGGACAAUAAGUAAAGCAGGAGUGGAAAAGCGAAUCACAUGCAAUUCUAAACCAACAUCAGUACAAUGGAUAAGUGACGAAAUAUUAAUUGUUGGACUAGAAAAUGGCAACAUUGUCGCUUUGACUUUAUCUGACACUCAAGCUCAAACGUAUGCAGCUCAUAGGCAACGAGUUAAAUCCCUGUAUUUUGAAAAUAACACUUUAUAUACAGUAUCAAGUUCAGGAGAGCUGAAGGUAUGGUUAGUGGCAGGUUCCAAGUUAAACGAAAUAUGCUCAACUAAUGCUGGUUGCAGAGUGACCUGCUUGACACUGAAUAGGCAGAACCACUUGGUUAAGAAGGAAGAACAUAUUGAUGAAGAAGGGACAGUAGAGAAUGGGGAAUCUGAUGAUGCAAAUAGUGUAGAAUCAGAUGAAGAUGUGGAGAAAGAAUCACCUCCACUAAAAAGAAAACCUGGAGCAUUUGUUACUAUUAGCUACAACAGUGAUGAUGGGAAAGAAGAGUGUACUCCUCCAGUAAUGAAAAAAUCCAAAAAAAGAAAAAGAAAUAAGAAACAAAAA